AGUCCCCACUACACAAAAAUCAAAGAAGGGUGAGCCGGAAAAAAUCCUCUCACUGUUUACGUUCAUCCUUCACGCUCUCUCUCAGUUGGCAGGAAUCCAUGGUUGGAGGGCUAAAUUCAGAAAGAGACAAUGGAACGCCGCACCCAAUUGUGGUGUCUAUCUACAUCAGUUCUCUUCAAAAUUGAACUCGAUCGGUGCUUUCUUCCCUCUUCAAAAUUGAAGCGCGUGCCAUUCAUCCGUGCUGGUCUUCUCUCCCACUGAAACCAACUUUUCUGAAUCAUCUGCAUAAUGAGGGAGAAGUGAUCAUGGUGAUGAUGAUGGGGGCUUUGAUGGGUAUGGCUUCCAUUAACGAAGACAUAGGCCUUUAGCUGACUUCUUCUGAACAGUGCUCCCCUUUGAUCAAAUAUGCAUCUUUAUUACUUUGUGGACAACUUUUGGGAUAGUGGAAAGGAUAUUGAAAUUGUUCUCCAACACUAUUCUUGGAAAAGAAGUAGCUGAUCCUACCAGUUGGAGGAGUAGCAGCAUCCAUGUUCAUCAAGAGAAGAGUUCUUGGCUUCACACCAAAGGAUCUCCUAAAAGGUUCAAUAGAUCUUCAAAAGCACAUGGCUUAAGGCUGGAAGAAAAGGAGCACCAGACUACCACUACGAUACUACGAGAAAUGGAAGAUUGCGGCUUCAAAAUAGGUUAAGGUCUAUUGUGGCCGGCAUCUCUACAAAAAAGAAGAUCAACGUUUGCGACCUCAAUGCAACAUCAAAGCCACUCCUUCGAUAUUCAGGAGCUAACCAGCGAUGGGUUGUAACUCUGUGAUCAUGCUUACAUCCUAGUGGUGCUCCAUAGUUGAGAGUGGAGCUAACAUGCUCACGCCAUUUGGGUUUUCAGUUUUGAAUCCGAAUAAAGCAUGUGCUUUUUUCAGCCCAAGGACAGCUCUCUUUAACUUGCUAUGGAAUUCUGAACGCCAGCAUGAAGAUCAAAUUAAACCAUGCUUCUAUAUGAGCCAACCCACGAGGGAAUGCUGUACCCUACCCAGAAUUGAUCAUACGCUUGAUCCAAAAGUUGCGAGGUCAAAUUCUAUUAUCACAAAGCUGUGCAAAGAAGGUCGUACUGCCAAAGCGCGAGUACUGUUCGACGAAAUGCCUGAACUAGACGUGAUUUCAUGGACAGCUAUGAUUUCAGGGUACAUAAGUUGUGGUUUGAUUAGUGAAGCUAGGGAAUUAUUUGACCGAGCUGAUGCUAAGAGAAAUGUUGUCACCUGGACAGCUAUGGUUGCUGGGUAUAUGAAGGCAAAACAAAUUUUCCGGGCCGAGAGACUUUUCAAGGAUAUGCCGGAAAGGAAUGUGGUGUCUUGGAAUAUUAUGAUUUACGGGUAUGUGAAAGCUGGUAGAAUUAAUGAGGCGCUGGGGUUAUUCCAGAAGAUGGAAGAGAGGAAUGUUGUUUCUUGGAAUAUGGUGAUUGGAGGACUGACUCAAUGCGGAAGGAUGGAUGAGGCAUGGAGGAUUUUUCACCAAAUGCCAGCAAGAAACGUGGUUUCCUGGACAUCCAUGAUUGUCGGCUUGUCAGGCAAUGGGAGAGUAGAAGAGGCAAGGAUGCUUUUUGAAGGGAUGCCAGAUCGGAAUGUGGUUUCAUGGAAUGCAAUGAUUACUGGGUACAUAAAGAAUUUAAUGUUUGAUGAAGCAUUUCAACUGUUUGAGAGGAUGCCCGAAAAGAGUGUUUUCUCAUGGAAUACAAUGGUCACUGGUUUUCUAGAGAAUAAGGAUCUGGAAAGUGCAAGAGUGUUAUUCAAUGAAAUGCCAAGAAAAAAUGUUGUUUCCUGGACAACGAUGAUUAACGGGCUUGUGCAGAGUGGCGAAAGUGAAAAAGCUAUAGAAACAUUAAGAGAAAUGCAAUGGGAUAGCCACGUAAGACCAAAUGAAGGCACCUUCAUUUGUGUCUUGGGUGCUUGUAGCAACAUAGCUGGUCUCAGUGAAGGGAUGCAAAUUCACCAAGUAGUUAGCAAGACCAUCUAUCAGGAUAACCAACAAGUCGUUUCUGCACUUAUUGAAAUGUAUUCAAAAUGUGGAGAGCUGUUAACUGCCAUAGAAUUGUUUGACAGUGAUGGAUUUAGAAGCCAACAAGAUGUUGUCUCUUGGAAUGGAAUGAUUGCAGCAUAUGCUCACCAUGGAUGUGGUAAAGAGGCAAUCUAUCUGUUCAAAGAAAUGCAAAAGAUGGGGUUCAAACCCAACAGUGCAACUUAUGUGGGGCUUCUUUCUGCUUGCAGCCAUUCGGGGUUGGUCGAGGAAGGGUUGACUUACUUUAAAGAGCUUAUGAGAGACGAGUCCAUAGAGAUGGGAGACCACCACUACUCAUGCCUCAUUGACCUCUGCAGCCGAGCAGGAAACCUCAAAGAGGCUUACAGACUCAUGGAACAACUCCACACAAAGUUACCUGCAAAGAUAUGGACAGCUCUUCUUUCAGGAUGUAGUGUUCAUGGCGACGAAGAAACUGGGAAACUUGUAGGAGAAAAACUCCUAGGGAUUGGCCAGGUUGCUUCCGAGAGUUGCAGCACUUAUACAUUGCUCUCUAACAUAUAUGCUUCAAGUGGGGAUUGGAAAGAGGCUGCAAAACUGCAGGGGAAAAUGAAGGGUAAAGGGUGGAGAAAGCAGCCUGGUUGUAGUUGGAUUGAAGUGGAAAAUAGGGUCUUUAUUUUUAUGGCUGGUGAUAGGUCUCAUGAUGAAACUGGGCUGAUUUAUUCUUUGCUAGAUAUUCUUCAUAUAAGAAUGAAGAGGGAUGAUUUCUUUCCUACAGGCAAUUUCAUCAUGGAAGAGGAUUGAUUCUGCAUUCAAUUGACCCUUUUCCUCAAGCUCGAACUUAAAUAUGUACAUAUCUUCACACGAAUGCUCUAAGAAGUUUGUGAUUUUAAGUUAAUACUCUGAAAUUGAAAAAUUUAUACCGCUACUCCCAGAAAUUGUUUUAUUUUAUAGCAAUACUCCGGACUGCCAACGAAGCAGAAUAUGUGGCACUUUAAAUGAUGACUGUAAAUUAUUAAGUAUGUGUUGGUAAUUACAUAGUAAUAUAAAAUAAAAGAAAAUAAUGUUUCAGACAAAAUAUAGAAUUUGAAGGUACAUAUUUCAUAAUCAAAUUUAUAAUCGUUG
Cuscuta campestris is the source of this 3128-nucleotide messenger RNA. NCBI's taxonomy places the organism in Eukaryota, Viridiplantae, Streptophyta, Magnoliopsida, Solanales, Convolvulaceae. The record is from the annotation of a GenBank genome assembly.